GGCAUCACUGACGGGACUCAUCACGGAGGCAACUCACCAGCUUCAAAACUGACAAUGGCUAGUAGCAAAUGUUGGUUCGUUCUACGGCACACCCAUUAUCCUCCUCCUACAUUCCCCGACAAUGGGGUUGGGCAGUCAAGGGGCCCAAUAUGCCUUGGUCAUUUGAUACCGGACUUGCAACAUCUCGACAACGUUAUCAACCGGCACGGCCCUCAAGAGUUCCCGCCAGACAUGCCAGCCUACCUAACGCAAGCUCGAAACUUCAACUGGCAGUCAGAGAAGGAUCGUGGGGUCGAUCUGUCUGCUGAAGUUGGCCUUCCAAUUGCCACAGCCGUAGGAGUCAUGGCCAAGGGCAGCGCCAGUGUGGCAUUCCGGCGAUCUGUCAGCAAUUUCUCCGAGUUCAAGUCGCUCGAUACGUUUAUUGUGCAGGUCACCCCCUCAUAUAUCGAAGACGCUCUAGAUGCCGAAGAAGUCUCCGAGUACGUGCGGAAACACACAAAGUUCGGUACAUGGUCAAUGUUCAUGAUCACCGGCAUUAUAGUCGCCAAAGGGGGGAGGGUUUCCGCUUCUGAAGGCGGCAAGAAGGGGAUCGGAGGAGGACCCGGGGUAGAAGUUCCCGGUGUAGCUGAGGUGCAACUGAACCUUAAGGCCUGGGCAGAAAAUAAUAGUCUUGCUGUGUCCUCCGAACAAGUAUCCGACUUUGUCUGGGCAGUCAGACUGGCUAAAAUUUCUAAGGGCUUUCUGGAUCGAGAAUGGUCAUACUCGACGUUUUCAAAGGGAGCAACAUAUGGACUUGAAGACGAGGAAUUCGGGAAAGGGGUCACGGAGAGCCUCUCAAAAGAAGGCAUUAGAGGCGCAGAGUUGAUUACUGCUGACGACGAGCUCUUCGUCCUCUAAGGAGGCUGAUGAUUAGGGAAUUGCUCUGCGGGCAGGUGGCAAGUUGGAAACAGCUGCAUCGCCGUCACUAUUGCUAUUCCUAGCAACGGAAAUAGCAAUGGACAGCAACGGCAAGAGUGACAGGAGUGACAGCAAGAGCGAUAGACAGUAAUAGCAAGAGCAACAGAUAGCAAUAGCAAGAGCAAUAGAGAGCAGUAACAAGAG
Messenger RNA from Phialemonium atrogriseum, 1101 nucleotides. RefSeq lists its product as uncharacterized. Bases 55 to 897 code for a protein of 280 amino acids. The record is from RefSeq and is a predicted model, not a curated record. Lineage: Eukaryota; Fungi; Ascomycota; Sordariomycetes; Cephalothecales; Cephalothecaceae. The transcript has 2 exons.